AUACUUUUUUCACUACCGUCUCUUAACAGAACUGAGGAUGUUCUGUCUUUAUUGUGCCAAGCUUCCACUGUCAAGAACCAAUUCUACUCUGAAAUAACUUCAUAGACCAAAGUGACUGAAACAGAAGUGAACAUGAAUUAAUAAUACGGUCCUCUGUAGCAUAAAUGCUAAGUCACAUCUUGAUCCAGUGAUUGAGCACCUGGUGGGAAAGCAGGGUCAACCCAGGGGAGCUCAUGUGCAUGCAAUGUACCUGAGUGAGCAGAGGGGGUGGAGCCAGGAUCCACCCCUUCCCAGAGCUCAUGCAAAGGCAGCAGUGUGGAGGCAAGGGUGUUUUGCCUGAGAUCCUUGUGUACCUGAGGUCUUCUGAAGAGCGUAUGCAGACCAGCGAUCCAAACUGAGUCUUCUAUCGUGGUGCAUCUGAGAUGGCCAGCUGACCAAGUGUACCGCAAAUGAAUGGACAAAUUGUGUUUUCUACAUAAUUAGGUUCAGUAAUCCUUCUCCCCUCUCAGAACUGUGGAGGAGCAAGGUGGAGCGUUGUACUUCUGAGAAAGGAUAUAAAGCUGCUGGCGUUUGCCCAUCAUAAGGAACAAGGACCUGCUCACAGGAAAAAAAAAAACCAAAAAAACAAAAUGGAGAAUCUCAGAGGAGCUGAAAACUGACUUUCCCUGAGGUGGAAAAAAAAAUAGUAGUUUACACCAUUUCAACAGAUCCCAAUUGCUCCAAGAAACAAAACAGAACACUUGAAGACUAGGAGGCUGGCUUGGGAUAGUGGAGGGCCUCGUAUUGGCUUCCUUGGUGGACUUCAUUUUCUUAAGCUGGGCAAUUUCUGUCAAGAACAUCUGUUACAGGAUUGAAAUGAAAGUGUUGCCUCAAGAAAUCAUUCAAAGCCCACCAUGGCACCCCAGGUUUGAAGAACCAACGAUUUGUCCACCACUAGGUUUUGCCAGGAUUCACUUGAUCAAAGACAAAGAUGGCAUAGAUGAUUAUUUGGCGAAGAAUAUCAAAGGGUUGUCAAAACAAGAAGCUGCGGCUAACAGGAAUUCAUACAAGAAGAACAUCUGCAUAGACAUGCUGCGACAGGGUUAUCACAAGUCCUUCUCCGAGCUCUUCACUCUGAUACAGAAGUGGAAUGCCUUGAGGGAGGCUGCAGGGCCUGGGUCAGCCAUAUGGCAGCGGCAGUCCCUGGAGGAGCAGCCUGAUAAGCUGGAUCAGCUUUACCACUUCCUGACCAGGGCUGAGGCAGCCCAGCGAGCAGGGAACUCUGAGGAAGUUUAUGAUAACCAGCUUAACGUGGCCUACUGCUUCGACGACUCUGAGGAGAAACAGUUAAGGAAUUACUUUUAUGAACAAUGCUUUAACACUGCUCAACUAAUAAAAACUGAUGGUGGGAAAAGACAAGCGCAAGCACAUGCGUAUAUGGGCCUUAUCAAUGAGGAACAAGGUCAUGUCAUGAAGGCUGCUGAGCAUUAUGAAGAAUUUUACCAGCUAACAGAAGGUUCAACGUGGAAGGAUGAGACAGGCCACACUUACUAUUCACUGGCAUGUGAGCAUCUUUGGAGAAUUUAUAUAUUACAAGCAGACAAAAUGCUAGAAAACAAAGAACGACAGCAGGCCAUCAGAACAUUAAUAAAAGCUAUCAGAAUGGCAAAAAACGGAGGUGAUAAGAAGAUGGAAGGAGAAGCUGCAUAUUGCUUAAGUUUAGUGUAUCAUUUUGCUGGAGAAGAGAAGACAGCAUUAUCAAUUUUGAACACCUCUAUAAAAAUCUUUACAGCGCUGUGUGAUUCUGCAGGCCUAAGAAGAGCAUAUGAAGCUAUAGACAAGAUCCUGGUAAGUCAGGGAAAGGUGGCUGAAAGUCUUGCGCGCUUGGAAGAGUUUAAGAAGGUUGCUGAGAAUGCUCAUCUAAGCCAAAGUGUGGUGGAUGCAUGUGUGUUGAUCGGGAACAUUUACAAUGAAAGAGGGAAUUACGACAAAGCUCUUGAAUAUUUCACUCAGGCUUUCGAGGCAGCAAACACUUUAAAUGAUUUGUUCUUAGCUAAUGAAACAAGGACUUAUUGUGGCAUUGCAAAGGCUCAUAAACUGAUGGUGGCAUUUAACAGCCGUAUAGAAGCAGAGGAUCCCAUCAGCCUCAAGUACUUGCUGGCAUGGAAGGAGAACAGAAGCGACAUGUGCACUGACCCUCUCACAGUCGAGCUCGAUACAGAAACAAGCCCAUGUGAGCCUCCUCCAGAAACUAGCCCCGGUGAAUCUCUUCCAGAGACCCAAAUUCCAGAUCAUUCCUGAAAACACCUGCUUACUUACAGCGAAGCUGAUAGAUGAACGUCGUGAGUUCAGGAAGAUCUCUGGAAACUCGGGCAACAAAGUAAGAACAUUGGUGGAAGUUUUGUUGUUUAAGUAAAAGCACGUUGUAUAAAUACAUGUUAGCUCUAAGUCCCUAAACGACCGAUGUCAUAUGUGUGGCUCCGUGUCUAUAUAAAAAAUAGCUACUGUCACUGAAAUAAAUGCGUAAGGAAAGAGUAACGUAGAGCAGUGUGCUUAUUGUUUGUGUCACUUACUGUCUUUCAGAGUGUUAAGAGACCAGGCAUCCUAUAUGCCUGAGAACCCAAGGUUCUCAGUAUGCCGGAAGAUCACUUUCUAGAUGUCUGGAUAUCUUCUUUUAAUCACAAAUUAUUGCCCCAUUCCGAUGAAAUAGACUCGAACCUUGAUGCCUUAUCAGUGGAGCUUCCCAUAAUUUUUAGUAUCUGUGCUUAACGACUGUGGCUCAACCAUGACCUGAGUAGAAUAGGCAACAGGUUCCACUAGUGACCCACAGAAGUCUGACUCCCAUGGUCUUCACAGGUGUCAGAGGUAUUUCUCAGCUGCUGUCACUGUUAACCACAAGAGCAGUGAAGGGACAGAAGGUGGUGGCUAUUGCCUUGCAAAGUUCAUGGCAAAGCAGACUUAGGAACUUGCAGAUUUUAUUUAGGAAAACUGGUUCAAGCUUUUGUAAUUUCACAUAUUAGAAAACCUGUUCUUUGAAACUUCAUAAAUAUGAAUAAUUGACCUCUCCUAUCUGUAAGCAGAGGUUUCCAGAGCCAGAGUUUGAAGCAAGCACUAUUGGAUUUUAGUCAUUUUCUGUGAUGGUCUUUAAGUAAGCAAUAGCUUUUGUCAUAGUAAUAACUCAAUUCAUUGGUUUUCUUCAGCGUUGCAAUCUGAGUAACUGGUUGACAUGUGACAAAAGGGUUUUGCCUCUAAAGGAGUGGGGAAAAAUAUACCAUUAUUUAGCUCACAUUUGACCAUUUUUGAUCGAUGAAAGCAUAAAUACCUAAUUAUAAUUUUAUUCUUUUACUUAGAGGUCUUCAUUGCCUAAAUACCAGGCUUAUUACCAGUUUUCAUUUAGAAUGUUUUCAGAAGACUGAGAAUUUGUAUAGGAAUUUUCCUACAUACCUACGCACAUGUAUAAACAUACAAAUAUGCUUAGUCAGUGUUUAAAAAACUGAAACAGUUGAGGCAAGGAAGGAAAACAGGACCAUGAAAUAAACAUAAACAGUAGCAGUAUACAGUUUAGUCAUUAUAUUUUAAUCCUAUUGAUACAAAAAAAAAAAAAAAAGAA
Molecule: messenger RNA, 3589 nt
Organism: Tympanuchus pallidicinctus (lesser prairie-chicken)
Lineage: Eukaryota; Metazoa; Chordata; Aves; Galliformes; Phasianidae
Gene: TTC29
Product: tetratricopeptide repeat domain 29
Exons: 16
Coding region: 856-2280 (474 amino acids)
Molecular function (GO): protein binding
Source: RefSeq, a predicted model, not a curated record